UCAGCACAUCGAGACUUCACGGCGAAUACAAAAAGCCAUCCAGGAGAGAGAUCACCAUAAAAAUAACUAUGUACUAGGUUAUUAGAAGAUAUUUUGCGCUUUAUGAGGUCAUAAAGACUUGAAGACACAAUAGAAAAUGACUAUGGAGUAUAUACGUAUAUUGAACAUAAUGUAAUAAGAAGACCAUUCUUCUUUCUUGUCCGUCAACUGGCCGGCUUGUUACUGAGGGAGGCUACUCUUAUAUAAAGGAGCCAUACUUCCGUGAAAGAUAAUCGAAGUUUGCUCAAACUGUGGUCUUUUUUCCAAAUUUUUUUACAAGUAUUAUUUGCUUUCGGUCAGUUUUGAGUUUUUUUCGAUCGCAGAAAAGAAAAAGACAGGGCAGAAAGUUCGUACAGUUUUUUUUUUCCAACGCCUAUGGCUCGAUCGUUUUUUGUGUUGACAAAAUCCUGGUUACGAAACCAAGGCUUCCAAAAUGUCGUCUGCUUCAGUAGUCGAGAGCGGCUACCGCAAGAACAAAACUGUUUACCCUUCGUGCCGCCUUGCAACGAUGUUACUACGGAUGACAUGCAUAAACUCCAAAACUUUGUCGAUGCUAAUGAAAAGAUUUUGGUUCUCACGGGCGCGGGAAUUUCGACAGAAAGUGGUAUCCCAGAUUACAGAUCUGAAGGUGUCGGGCUGUACGCGACAAGCACAAAUCGCCCUGUGCAAUAUACAGAUUUCCUCAAAAGUGCAGAUAUAAGACAGAGAUACUGGGCCCGGAACUAUGUAGGAUGGCCUAGGUUUUCUUCCUUCUUUCCAAACACAGGUCAUAAAGUUUUAAGUGAAUGGGAAAAGCAUGAGAAAAUUCAUUGGUUAGUGACACAGAAUGUCGAUGCUCUGCACUACAAGGCACAAAGUCUACGGGUGACAGAGUUACAUGGCAGUGCACAUCGGGUUGUCUGUCUUUCUUGCCAAAAUGUUUCAUUACGCACAGAUAUCCAGAAACAGAUUGAAGCUCAAAAUCCUACAUGGCAUGCAUCCUCUGUGACAAUGGCACCUGAUGGAGAUGUCAGUCUCACAGCUGAACAAAUCAAAGGUUUUAAGGUUCCUGAAUGCCAGCAUUGUGGAGGAAUUCUGAAGCCAGAUAUUAUUUUCUUUGGUGACAAUGUGCCAAGACCCACAGUUCAGUUUGUCUUUGACAGACUUUCAGAAAGUGAUGCAGUGCUUGUGGUUGGAUCCUCUUUGGAGGUUUACUCAGGCUAUCGGUUUAUUAUCAAGGCACAUGAUGAAGGCAAGCCAAUUGCCAUUGUCAACAUCGGUAAAACAAGAGCUGAUCCUGUUGCUGUUUUGAAAAUAAGUGCUAGAUGUGGAGAGGUUUUGAGUCAGAUCCAAAUCAAGUGAUUAGGUAUCUGGACAGUAGACAUUAGUGAUUUACAAUUCAGGUUGUCUGAAACUACAGUGGCUAUUUAUGCAAUUUAUGUGCGACUUUUGUUUUUAAGACAUUCAUAUCAAAUGACAGAGAAAUGUUAAAAGCAUGCAUGCAUGCAUAUACAUGAAUGCACUGUUGUCAUCAACUUCAUUAUAUUCAUAAACUUUACACUUAUUUGACGUGCUUUCACAUCUUAAGAAAAUAAAUAAAACAGAAAGCCCUUCAUUUUCAAUUUUAUUAUUUUAUUUUUGGAGGUCAGGAGUUGGAGUAAACAUUAGAACAGUGCUCCAAGGCAAAUACACUUGAUUGUUGUUCCAUCUUGUGUAACUACUUUCAUUUCAAUUUUGAUAUUAUGUGACCAUGGAUAUGCAUAGUUUUAUAUUGCAAUCUUUUGUGUUGAUAAUCUAGAUCACAUUGAAAAAUUUUAAGGAGACCAGAAGGAUAUUUUUUUGUAAAUGAUAUGCAAUUUUUGUUCACAACUGUUCUAAAAGUAAACCACGAACCUAUUCUUUGUCAAACCUGUGAUAAAAUGUCCACAUUUUUCUUGUUAAAAUAAACAAAACAAUUGAUGUUUAAAAGAUGCAGAUAAUUGUCAAUUAUUACAUUUAAAAGAAGACAUUAAAAUUUCCUUCUUUCAGGCAGCCCUUUCCUUGAAAAUUAUCAAAAUGGAAUCUUGUGCAGACUUUGUGGUAUGAGUCGACUGUUCUAUCACGAACUUCCAUUACUGGACUGCUGCCAGACGAUUUUUUCCAGGCUCGCCGAGACUAACAGCGGAUCACUUCGCAAGAGGCUAAGCGUUGGUCUUGGCAGGCAAUUCACCUAUACAAGUCCAUGAUUCUAUUGUGUCACUCUUGCUGCACAGUUGUCAAUAUAUUAUUGAAAUCUCUUCUUUCCUGUUUUUUGGGGAACAAUUUUAAACACAUUUUCUAGAUUUGUUGCCACACACACACAAGAUUAUUGUCUGUUCCACCAAUAAUAAAUCUGUGGUCUGAACUGAUGGCCACUGUGUUUAUCACAACCUGCAGAGGUAAACAAUAUUCAAUACAAAUAUAUCUUACAUUGGACUUGAUGCAGGUUGAACUAUCAACAGUUUCAAUAAAUCUCUUAGAUACAAGUAAUAAAAAUCAUCCCUUUUUCUGUGCCAAGGCAUCUAGGCAAUAAUGAAUAAUCUGCUAACAGAAAAAAAGUGGGAGGGGGCUUGUAAAGAUGUGAGUAAAUGUGAGAAAGUAAAUAUUUUGUCUACUCUCUCUUGUAGACUAAGCAAGAUUGGUUUUGUGCAAAUUAACCUCAGCACAACAUAAAAGGGUAUGUAAUGGCACUUCCAGGUCAUUUUUGUUUAGGUUUUUUUGUGGAAGGUGGGGAGGACCGUUCUUUGUUGUUUGUGGAUUGGGGUUUUUUUGUUUGGUUUUUUGCGAUUCUUAAGUUUGUUUGGUUAGUUCAGCUUUGUUUUUGUUUACUUAGUUGCAUCACUUGUUGUUGAUGUCAUUUUCUUUUGUCCUCAUUCAUUUUGUGCUAACAAAUAAAAGGGAAAUUGAAGAUGUAAGCCUUAUAAACUGCUAUAAUGAGUUACGCAUAAAUUAGAUAAGUUCUUUGUUGUAUAAGAAAG
Pomacea canaliculata is the source of this 3014-nucleotide messenger RNA. RefSeq names its product NAD-dependent protein lipoamidase sirtuin-4, mitochondrial-like. NCBI's taxonomy places the organism in Eukaryota, Metazoa, Mollusca, Gastropoda, Architaenioglossa, Ampullariidae. Gene Ontology annotation, molecular function: NAD-dependent protein lysine deacetylase activity; NAD+ binding. The record is from RefSeq and is a predicted model, not a curated record. The coding region runs from base 415 to 1380 and encodes 321 amino acids. The transcript is spliced from 4 exons.